Mustela erminea (ermine) is the source of this 4487-nucleotide messenger RNA. RefSeq names its product serine/threonine kinase 17b (gene STK17B). The record is from RefSeq and is a predicted model, not a curated record. Lineage: Eukaryota; Metazoa; Chordata; Mammalia; Carnivora; Mustelidae. Bases 13 to 1083 code for a protein of 356 amino acids. Gene Ontology annotation, cellular component: nucleus. Gene Ontology annotation, biological process: protein phosphorylation; positive regulation of apoptotic process; intracellular signal transduction. The transcript is spliced from 8 exons. Gene Ontology annotation, molecular function: ATP binding; protein serine/threonine kinase activity.
AUACAAUUCUGUAUGAUGAAGAAUGUGUGUUCUGUAGAUGGACAGUUUUCUUGGCUAACUUGUUUCUGUUUACUAAGUUUUACAAGAGGAAAAUUUGCUGUGGUUAGACAGUGUAUAUCAAAAUCUACUGGCCAAGAAUAUGCUGCAAAAUUUCUAAAAAAGAGAAGAAGAGGGCAGGAUUGUCGAGCAGAGAUUCUACAUGAAAUUGCCGUACUUGAAUUGGCGAAGUCUUGUCCUCAUGUAAUUAAUCUUCAUGAAGUCUAUGAAAAUGCCACUGAAAUUAUUUUGGUACUGGAAUAUGCUGCAGGUGGAGAAAUCUUCAACUUGUGUUUACCUGAGCUGGCUGAAAUGGUUUCUGAGAAUGACAUUAUCAGACUCAUUAAACAAAUACUUGAAGGAGUUUGUUAUCUACAUCAGAAUAACAUUGUACACCUUGACUUAAAGCCACAGAAUAUAUUAUUGAGCAGCAUAUACCCUCUUGGAGAUAUAAAAAUUGUAGAUUUUGGAAUGUCUCGAAAAAUAGGGAAUGCUUGUGAACUCCGGGAAAUCAUGGGAACACCAGAAUACUUAGCUCCAGAAAUCCUGAACUAUGAUCCUAUUACUACAGCAACAGAUAUGUGGAAUAUUGGCAUAAUAGCAUAUAUGUUGUUAACCCAUACAUCUCCAUUUGUGGGAGAAGAUAAUCAAGAAACGUACCUCAAUAUUUCUCAAGUUAAUGUAGAUUAUUCAGAAGAAACUUUUUCAUCAGUUUCACAGCUGGCCACAGACUUCAUCCAGAGGCUUUUAGUAAAAAAUCCAGAGAAAAGACCAACAGCAGAAAUCUGCCUGUCUCAUUCUUGGCUACAGCAAUGGGACUUUGGAAACUUAUUUCACCCUGAAGAAACUUCCAGUUCCUCUCAAAGUCAAGAUCAUUCAUUAAGGUCCUCUGAAGACAAAACUUCCAAAUCCUCUUGUAAUGGAACCUGUAGUGAUCGAGAAGACAAAGAGAACAUUCCAGAGGAUAGCAGCAUGGUUUCCAAAAGAUUUCGCUUUGAUAACUCAUUGCCUAAUCCCCAUGAACUUGUUUCAGAUUUGCUGUGUUAGCACUUUUCUCUUUGAGUUAUUUGGACUGAAUUUGGAAUUUGAAAUCUACUGCAAUGUGAGAUUGUAGUUUGUAGCUUCAUUUAUGGCAUGUUUAUAUUGUAAGUGCACUUUUGCAUAGAGGAGUUUAGGGAAGUGUUUUGAUGCUAAAUUACUAGUAACCAGCAUAAUUUCAUUUCCUGUUCUAAGAUACUAACUCUGCAGAGAAGAAAUAUUUAAAUAUAUGACAAAAAAUAGAGUUGUGCAUGUGAGUCUACAUGUUAAUGAAAUAAUUCAAGUUCAAAUGGGUUUAUCAAAAUGUUUUACAGAUAAGGAAAACAGUGAUUUGGGUUAUACUAUGGUUGAAAUAAACUGAGCAAAAUGAAGGCAUUUGAAUUUAAUAGGUUCUGUAAGGUAAGUCCUAUACCAUGCCUCUAUUGACAAAAUUUUGUUAGGAUAAUAGUGUCAAGGUUAAGAAAAAUAUGUACUAUUUUUAGAUGCUCAAAGGAUUUUUACAUAUGAAAAUAUUUUAAUCACAAAUAUUUUGAAACUGCCUAUGAUUUCCAGGAUAUAUAGUCUGCUAUAUGAGACAUGUCCUUUUAACCAGAGCAAAGAGGGAGUGAGAAACCUGAUUAGGAACACUCUGUACAAGUUAAAGCAGAAAAAAGAGCAGCGUGGCAUCAUUUCUUUUUUUUUUAACUCAAACGUCUUUUGCCCUCUCUCAACAUACUUCAGAUUUAAUAAGGUCUGAAAGAUGGAGAAUUAGAUGGUAUUCAAGUGUAGAGGAUUUUCAUAUUCCAGAAUUUCUGGGUAGAAGACACUUAAACAAAACUGACUGUCCUCUAUACUCAUGUUUAUUAAAUUGAGUAUAGAAAAAAUGCUGCCUGAUUUUGGCAACUUACAGAAUUUUAGAUGUUUUCUGAGUCUUAGGAUAUACGGCAGUCAUUCAGAGUUCUAAAAGUAUGUGUAAAAAAAAAAAGUUGCAGCCCAGGAAGACUGUUAACUCAGGACCAGAGUCCGUGACAGCGAGGUGGAUGUGAUCAUAAAACCUGAUGACAUCGGAGUGCUCAUGUAGAGUUCCAGCGAGCCAUGAGACUCGGCAGAAGGCAAUCUGCCAGGUGGCCUUUAAUGGUCUUCUGCUGGGACCAAUGUUCAUGAGAGUCUAAGGACAGCGGAGUGGCUGAUGACCGCUGUGCUAAUAGAGGGAAAUUUACUCCUUUUUUGGUUAUGUUUGAUGACUUUGCACCUGGUUACUAUUAAAGAUUCUGUUAUAAUAUCAUGUUAGGAUAAUUGUAACCUCAUGCCCAUGUUACUACAUUAAAAGACAUUAUAUUUUGACCAAAAAGAAAUUCUCGAGCUCCCCCCGCCCUGUGAGUUAUUUAUUACUCUAAACCUUUAACUUUCUGAAAUUUGGUUAAGAUUCCAAAUAACUUGAAACUUUUUUUUAAAGUCAUUUGGCUAAAUGGGUGACUUCCUUUUAAAUCUUCAGCAUUUCUUAAAGGAAAAGUUAUUUCUACUUGUGUGUGCAUAUGUGUAUAUGUAUAGGCUAUGUAUUUAUGUAUAGAUGGAUAAAAUAUAGUCUUUAGACAACUUUCUCUUAGAGAGUCUUUGCUCUACUAUGUUGUGUUCAACUCAGGUGCCAAAGGAGCUCUCUUCUUAAGGAUAUGUAAAUAUACAUUUAAAUUCCUUAAGAAAUAGUUUGUUGGUUCAAUAAACUAGCCAUUGCAGAAGCUAAAUUGGGCUCUUGUAUAUCUAAAACUGAUGAGUUUUUUCUAAAUUUUUGAUUAUCCAUUUCUUUGCCUUCCAUAUUAAGCUAUUGCAGGUAAAGCUUGGUAAGCCAUUGGUGAAAGGAUUUUUAUAAAAGAUAUUUUAUUUUUAAAUUUCUAGAGGAAUUAUGGCUUGGCAAAAAUAAAAAAGAAAAAAAUAAAUGUUUGCAUUUUAAAUUAUAAGCUAAUUCUUAAAAAAAAUUUUAUACCAGUUUUCUUUGAGUCUGAAGAAUCUUAAAAUAGUUCAUGUCAGCCCUUAGUUAACAGAAUACACAAAGUUGUAAAUUUCCAUGCCUUUUUUCCUAAUAAUUUUUAUUGUAAAAAAGUAACAAAUAGUUGCACAAACAAUAUAAAAAUUCAUUUUUUUGUAAAAGUGAAUUUAAAUAUUUUCACUGUUUGAAAUGUGAAAAUUAAAUGAGUAUUUAGAGAGAAGUUGUUAACAAAUGACUCAAUUUCUUUUCUACCAAGAUUGGAAAAAAUGUAUCUAUCAAAAGUAGAUGAUAUAUCUCAUUAAAGUAGGAAUCUUAGCCCCUGAGGUGAGCAGAUGUCCUAACACUUAAACACAUCUGAAAAUUAAUGUUAAAUUGUGAUGAGUUUAUAAAGUUUAAUAACUUUGCCUUUUGGUUAGACAGGAUUAAAAAAUAUAGAUGACAGUUAAAAUUGUCAUUUUAAUUUUUUUCUCCACAAAGUUUAUUCUGAGCAGUAAAAUUAUAGUGGCACUUUAAAGACAUAAGCAGUAUGUGUUCUGCAGUCUAUAAUGAAAUAAGGCACCUGUGUCAGAAUGUGUAUCAAUACAUUGCUUCCUUUAAAGAAAGUCUUGUUAUUAAAAAAAGUCAGCUGAUUAAUGAUAUAAUUGAUUGUCAUUCCGGCACAAGUUCUUUCGUUUGCGAUGAGUUGCUAAUAGCUCAUGGACCAUAUUUGGAAUAGCAUUGCUCUAAGCAACAUUUAUAAAUUGAUAUUUUAUAACUGUUUACAUUUCUUCUGUUUAAUUUUGAAUUUUCCAUUUUUGUAUCUGUCUUGGAAACUUGUCUUUAUUCAUUGUUGUAUAAACAACUGUACUUUAAUUUCAAAUUGUAUUAAAAUCAGGUUAUCUGACUUCCCAUUUGGAGAAAUAGUAUCAAUUUAUAAUUUUAUAAGAGUUUAGAGAAUUUUAAAUUCUAAUUGGAAAUUUUACACAAAUUAUAACUGCCCCCAUCUUUCAUUAAAUAAUCAUGUUGCUUAAGAAUAUUGAUUGACAUUAUUAUGAAUACCCCAGUUUAAAAAAAAAAACAUAUCAACUUAAUGAUCCUUUUGGUUAAAAAUUAAAAAGCACUUUUUUUGGUCUGUGAUUGUCUUUUGCUUUAAAGUAUUUCUAAGUUUGUUUUUCUUAAAAGCACACCUCCUCGCCUGAAGGUACUAGCCUUGACACAUGUCAUUUUGAACUCCCUUUUUAGUACAUAUCUGUUUAUUAGAUCCUGUCUGUUAAAAAGCCUCAUAAGUUUGAAAACAAGUCUAUUCUGUGGUAAUGCUAGAUAUUUUCAGAAAAUGUCAGUAAAUGGCAGUGUGUACUACAUGUUGCAUAAGGAUGAAUAAGGGAUUUUUAUUUACCUACAAAUGAGUGAACUGUUUCUGUUGGGGUUUUGUUUUUGUUUUUAGUUUAAAUAAAUUGAAUUUUUAAAAAGA